Brenthis ino (lesser marbled fritillary) is the source of this 348-nucleotide messenger RNA. NCBI's taxonomy places the organism in Eukaryota, Metazoa, Arthropoda, Insecta, Lepidoptera, Nymphalidae. The record is from the annotation of a GenBank genome assembly.
AUGAAACAAGACAGAAACACAAAAACAAAUAUUGAAUACGACAGCGUUUCUGAAGAGAGUCCACAUGAUAUGGAGAUCAACGAAAAUGCAGAAAAUCACGAUCAUGAUGCCCCAAUCACAACCUCAGAAGACAAUCAACUUCAAAGUUCUCUGUCAAUCUUGCCGCAAAAUACAACUCAAGUGAACCAAUCACAAAGACGUAAGCGUCGCCAAAACCAAGUGUCGUUUGCACAAUCUUCGGCUUCCGCUUCACAAACUUUAAUGGAAAACAUUAUUAAAAAUAAACAAAAUGCAGAAAACAUUCAUCCAAUAGACGCUUUUUUCAAGGGUUUGGCACCUAAAAUAAAA